This is a messenger RNA of Didymodactylos carnosus, 1428 nucleotides long. NCBI's taxonomy places the organism in Eukaryota, Metazoa, Rotifera, Eurotatoria, Philodinida, Philodinidae. The record is from the annotation of a GenBank genome assembly.
AUGUCGUCUAAAUCGGAAUAUCCUGCUGCUGCUGCUGCUAGCAAAGUCACCGAUGGUGAGUCGAACCAACAUUUACGUUACUUUGACCUAAUCAAAGAGCCCAUUGAAGUUCUUCUGCCUGUUGAAGGCUAUCAGGAUGUAAUUCUGAUGCCAUUAGAUAUAGCUGUCGAAGGACUAGAAGAAAUAAUCCCGGAUGUGCAACAAAAAGCAAGGAUAGCCAAAGCGCGCUGUCGUGAACCAUGUCCAGAUGGUCUUACUCAAGAUGAGUCGGCCGCUAUUCUUUUAUAUACAUUCGAGUGGAUACCAUACCAACGAUGUCUCUAUUAUCGAUUGAACGAAACGCUACGAAGUAAAGAUCGUCGACAACUAAUACGCUGGUUUCCAUAUUUAAAACUCGUUUUAACAGCCUUAUUUAAAUUACCAUCUGUUCGCCAAACAGUGUAUCGUGGUGUCAAAAUUGACAAAAGUCAAGAUUAUCAAAUAGGAGCAGUAGUUCCCUGGUGGGGCUUUAGUUCUUGCACCGAUACCCUUGCAAUGUUAGAAUCUGAACAGUUUCUUGGCAACCGUGGUACACGUACUCUGUUCAAUAUCGAAUGUUUCAAUGGUAAAGUCAUUAAAUCUCAUUCGUACUACAAGCAUGAAAAUGAAGUUCUUAUCUUACCGGCCACACAGUUCAGAGUUAUAAGUAAACUGAAUCCGGCACCUGGUCUACAUAUAAUUCAACUACGCGAAAUUACUGAUCCAGAAUUUCAAUUAUUAGAACCACCGUUCACGAUACCUGUUAAUCGAGAAUUAGAAAGACUAAUAAAGCACGGUAAGAACGAAGUAGAAAUGGAUUUAGACGGUCAGCAGCUAACAGAUCAAGAUAUCAAAGUCGUAGUAAAAGAACUGAAAAAAAGUCGUUGUUGGAAAAAGCUCAGUUUGGCUUCGAAUCGAUUUACAAGCGUAGCUGCGGCAUAUUUAAGCGAAGCACUUGAAGAGAAUACAGUGUUAACUGCUCUCUAUCUAUAUAAUAACCAAAUAUCGGAUAACGGGACAAGAUACAUCUUUCAUGCAUUGAAAAUCAAUCAAACAGUAAAAGAAAUCAAUUUGAAUUCAAAUUAUAUAACAGGCGAUUCGGUAUCGGAAAUUUCAGAAACACUGAGAAUUAAUAAGACAUUAGAGAGACUUCUCAUUACUGGUAAUAAAAUACGAGACAGAGGUAUGCAAUCACUUACAAAUGCCCUAAAAACGAACACUACACUACUUGAACUCUAUGUUGCGGAUAAUAACAUAACGGAUGCGAGUGUCACUUCUAUAGUAGAUAUGUUGGAAGUUAAUCGUACUUUAACGUCAUUGAGUCUACGUGAUAAUCAGAUAUCAGACCAAGGUAAACAUACUAUACGACAGGCGGCGAGAAAAUAUAACAAUUUAUCACUAAUCACAUAA